This is a messenger RNA of Marchantia polymorpha subsp. ruderalis, 3371 nucleotides long. Lineage: Eukaryota; Viridiplantae; Streptophyta; Marchantiopsida; Marchantiales; Marchantiaceae. The record is from the annotation of a GenBank genome assembly.
UCUCUUUCUCUCUCUCUCUCUCUUCUCUUCUCUCGUCUCUCCCUCUCUCUCUCUCAUUAUGGCACAGAGAGCUGGUUCCUGCCUCCGAUCGCCGUGUUCGCUGUCUCUGCGUUCGUCGUGUGACUUCAAUCAGGCAGUCAAGCUGCAUGACUUUUCAGGAGUCUCUAGAAAGUGUGCAACGGGAUUGCGUUUGCAAUGAUAAUAACAUGAUCAGCGCUGCUAGCUGAUGGAGAGUGAUGCUGCUGCUGCUGCUGGACACUCGCAGAAGUCCUCUCUGCUGAGUGAAGGCAGUGCACGUGGGCAAACCGGAUCAUCCGGAUUGUCGAGACAUUACGCUACAGAGAGAGAGAGAGAGCGAGAGCGAUAGAGCUUUUGGGAAAAGGUUGCGCCUUCUCCCUAGCCUCGUCAAUCAUCAUUGCCUCUCCAACCUCUCGCCGUCCGUAGACAGACAGACAUAUUCUUCUGCUGGUUCUCAUCAUCACGCCGAAUGUCAACCUUCAGACGGUGGACAAUGGUAAUUACAGAAUUCUAGUCGAGAAACGCACAUGGGAUCCGAAGCCUAUCGCUACCAUGGCGCCACUUCACAGGCGCUUGUGGCAGUGCUCCAGCUUGCUCAGGGAGACCGCCGGUUGCUCCAGGCUUGAGUCCAGUCUCGAUGUCCUCCAGAAGGCACCCAGGGACCAUAGCAGCACCUCCAGCAGCAGCAGAGUGAGCGGGUUCAAUUUCUUGAGCAGUUUCAGAAUGCUGCCCUCUCGCGAUUCUCGAGCUCACGUGCCGCACUGCGUGACUGCAUUCGACUGCCAAGGCUUCAAGGAGCUGGCUUGGCCUUUCCUGCGCCAGUCCAGCGAGAAAUGGCUGAGCAUCCAUCACCAUCCUAGGGAGCAAGCGGUGAUGAUCAUGAGGGCGUCCGGGCUGACCCACUUGAGACCGAGGCCGGACGUGCACGUGAAUCAGCAAGCUCAACCGCCAGGUGCUGCACCUCCAACUUCCAUCACAUCGAUCCAAACAACCUGCACCAUGGCCAACGGAACAGAAGUUCCUGCGCACACGUACACCAUCCCGGCCGAGGCCGAGGCCGACGACGGUGAUGCGAUGAAGCCCAGAAUUCUGGCGGUGCAGAAAGUGAAGCCGGCAAUGUCAGGACUGGACGAGUACCUGCCGCUCUCGAACCUGGAUCGGCUGCUGAGCUCCAUGUACCCGCAAACCUUCUUCGUGUUCGAGUCGACGAGAUGGAGAUCGGUGGAGAAUGUGGUCAGUGCUCUGAAGCGGACGCUCGCUGACGUGCUGGUCCAUUACUACCCUUUCGCCGGAGAGAUGAAGGAUCCGGAAUGGGGAGUGUACAAGAUCCACUGCAAUGGCGCCGGCGCCGACUUCACCGAAGCGUUCGUCGACGCGUGCAUCAAAGAUCUGGACUUCGUCUUCCCGAGCCCCUCGUUCGCGUACAACUUCCUUCCGACUCCGAAUGUUGCUGCGCACGUCCUGUGUCCUCUCUCGAUCAAGGUGACGAGGUUCAGAUGCGGAGGGCUGCUGCUGGGAUUCAGCUUCCAUCACCAAGUGGCGGACUUCCAAUCGUACCUCAUGUUUCUGCAGGCGUGGACGCAGGCAAUGCGCGGGCAGGCGGUGACGGCGCUGCCCGAGCACGGGCGCGGGCUGCUGAGGGCGAGGCCGCGCGAGCGGCCGUGCCGGAACCACGAGCUCGAGUACCGCGUGCAGCAGCGGGACGAGGAGCGGAUGCCGCGGCCGACGACGCCGCGGGGCGCAGGGCCGGUCGUGUCCAAGUGCUUCCACCUGAGCAGCGGCACCAUCGAGGCGCUGAAGCGCAUGGCCACCGGCGACGGCCGGUUCGGGCCCUUCUCGGCCACGGUGUGCGCGACGGCCUUCUUCUGGCGCUUGAUCAUGCGCGCCAACGGGUACCGCGCCGAGCAGGUGGCCAAGAUGGCGUGCUCGAUCGACGGCCGCAAGCGCAUGCUGGAGCCGCGCCUGCCCGACAACUUCUUCGGCAACGUGAUCGGGCUCUCGGUCUCGGCCGCGCCGGUCUGGCGUCUCGAGACCGAGCCGCUGUCGUUCGCCGCGCGCCUCAUCCACGACAACAUCCAGCGCGCCAUGAGCAGCGACCACUUCCGGUCGCUCAUCGACUGGGUCGAGGCGCAGAAGCCGCUGCCGGUCAACCCCAACUUCAACAUCUUCUCGGACCCGGUCAUGAUCUGCUCCAGCCUCAUCAACGCGCCGCUCUACGACCUCGACUUCGGCCUCGGCCGCCGCCCGGACUUCGUCGGCUACGGCGCCAUGCCCGACGGCGUGCACAACGUCCUCUGGCUCCAGCCCAGCCCGUUCGGCCGCGGCAACAUCCUGGCGCAAGUGCACCUGCACGCCGACGCGCUCUCGCGCCUCGAGCGCGACUCCGAGUUCGACCUCGUCGCCUCGUCCGACUGCCUCCACUCUCUCGCCGCCCUCGGCCCUUCGCGCGGCGCUCGCUGCGCCCGAGCCUAAUCCACUCGCGCAUCCCCUCGCCCAUCCAUCCCUGCGAGCGAGCGGCUUCGAAUUCCAUUCCACUCGGACCCUUUGCCUCUGCUGAGCUGAGAAGCUCGUCGCGCCGCAGGUCUCUCGAUCGGUCCACUUUCACUUGCCCCUUCCCUGAAUCCGAUGUUUUGCACGACAUCGAUUUUGAAUCUACGGAACCCGAAACAGUCCGUGAUCAGGUCCAUCGGCUGUGUGCUGGCACUGAAGAAUGAAUGCGCCAUGAGGCCGGCUUGAGUCUGCCCGAGACUGGUUGAGUCGUUGUUGUCCACCAGAGCUCAUGAGCUCACCGACGGCGCAUGAGCACCGAUUAGAACAGGAAAUGCAGCCACAUCUCCGUUCGAACGAGAGAGAGAGAGAGAGAGAGAGAGGAGAGAGAGGCCAGAGCCGAUGGAAAUCGACGGAAUCCUUGACGCACGAUGUCAUAGAACGCUUCUAGGAUUUUAGCGCCAAUAGCUAAUUAGUGCAACUGCAUCGGAAGGCGCACCUGGAAAUUUUGCGGUCGAGUGCUGGUCAAUUUUCUACGCGACUCGAGGCGUCUAUCGCUUCUGGACAUCAGGACCGAAGGUCUCAACCGGUGCUGCUGCGGAUGCGCAGAUACAUUGUCUUCUGAGCAGUGCGUGAGGCAGAUUGUCGACAUGUGAUGUGCUCAAAUGUUGUGAAACAAGUCGAAUCCUCAGCUGACAGACCUCCCAGUUCAUAUUGAACAAGACCGGUCGUAGAUCCGUGACAAUUGUACAGGCAUGUUUCGGCCGGUCUGCGACUGAGCCUCAUGAAUAACAGUAAAAGUCCCAAAUCGCCAAUGGCGUUUGAGUUUCCCAGACUUCACACGUCGAUCGAUCUGAGAACCAUGC